Hibiscus syriacus is the source of this 1189-nucleotide messenger RNA. Its product is annotated as heavy metal-associated isoprenylated plant protein 6-like. The record is from RefSeq and is a predicted model, not a curated record. NCBI's taxonomy places the organism in Eukaryota, Viridiplantae, Streptophyta, Magnoliopsida, Malvales, Malvaceae. The transcript is spliced from 6 exons. The coding region runs from base 80 to 1141 and encodes 353 amino acids. Gene Ontology annotation, molecular function: metal ion binding.
UCUAAUUCCUCCCUCCAAACAACUCUUUACUAACUAAAAGCAGCCAAUUAGCAAAAAGUAAUAAAAUUUCAGUCAACCAAUGGGUGAGCAAAAGGAAGGAGCUAAACCUGAAGCCGAGAAGAAGCCCGCCGCCGACGCCGGCGCUAAGAAAGAUGACGGCGUGGUCACCGCCGUUUACAAGAUUGAUAUGCAUUGUCAAGGCUGUGCCAAGAAGAUCAAACGCUCGAUUAAGCAUUAUGAAGGCGUGGAAGAUGUACAGACGGAUUCUGCCAACAAACUGACGGUGAUUGGCAAAAUUGAUCCCGCCCAAAUCAGAGAGAGAUUGGCUGAGAAAACGAAGAAGAAAGUCGACCUUAUUUCUCCACAACCUAAAAAGGACGCCGCCCCUGCCGGCGGUGACAAAAAGCCCGAAGCUGAGAAGAAACCUGAACAGAAAAAAGAAGAAAAAAAGCCACCUAAAGAGAGUACGGUGGUCUUGAAGAUGAGAACACAUUGCGAUGGAUGUAUUCGUAAGAUCCGCAAAAUCAUUUUGAAGGUUGAUGGAGUUCAGUCGGUCAACGUGGAUGGAGCUAAAGAUUUGGCAACCGUGAAAGGCACAAUGGACGUGAAAGAUCUCGUUCCUUACCUUCAGCAGAAGUUGAGACGAAAUGUAGACGUGGUCCCUCCUAAGAAAGACGACGCCGGUGAGAAGAAAGACGCCGGCGGUGACAAAAAAGAGGAGGUGAAAGAAGUUGCUGCAGGCGGCGAGAAGAAGGAAGGAGGCGGUGAAAAAAAGGAAGGCGGCGGCGAGAAGAAGGAAGGAGGCGAGAAGAAGGAAGGCGGCGGUGAAAAAAAGGAAGGAGGCGAGAAGAAGGAAGACGACGGACGUGAAGCGAAGAUGGAGGUGAGCAAAAUGGAGUAUCAUGGAUACGGGUAUCCAGCACAGGUAAUGUACUGGUCCGAUGGACACGUGUACGGAGAUCCGAGUCAUGCUCGAGGGUAUUAUCAGAAUCAGAAUUAUGAUUACAGAUACGUGAAUCCAGGGUAUAUGCUUCCUCAUCCAGGGUAUCUAGAUCAAGGGUAUGCGAUUGACCCACGUCAUUCCCUGCAUGCACCUCAGAUGUUCAGCGACGAAAAUCCGAACGCUUGUUCCGUCAUGUGAGAAAGAUCAACGGUGGAUGAUGAAGAUCCAAUUAUAAUUAAGAUCUCA